Molecule: messenger RNA, 3024 nt
Organism: Lonchura striata (white-rumped munia)
Lineage: Eukaryota; Metazoa; Chordata; Aves; Passeriformes; Estrildidae
Gene: IFIH1
Product: interferon induced with helicase C domain 1
Biological process (GO): MDA-5 signaling pathway; antiviral innate immune response
Cellular component (GO): cytoplasm
Molecular function (GO): zinc ion binding; ATP binding; double-stranded RNA binding
Source: RefSeq, a predicted model, not a curated record
AUGGCAGAGGGCACCCGGGACGAGCGGUUCCUGUACAUGAUCUCCUGCUUCAGGCCGCGGCUGAGGCAGAUCAUCCAGGCGCAGCCCGUGCUGGACCAGCUCCCCGCGCUGAGCGCGGAGGACAGGGACAGGGUGCGUGCGGCCGCGCUGCAGCGCGGCGCGGCGGCGGGCGCGGAGGAGCUGCUGCGGGCCGUGGAGCGCGGCCCCCGCGGCCGCGGCUGGAUCCGCGAGUUCCUGCUGGCGCUGGAGCGCGGCGGCUGCGGCCUGGCCGCCUGCUACGCCAACCCCAGCCUGAGCCAGCUGCCCUCGCCGGCGGAGGAGGCCGAGCACGACCUCUGCGUGCACCUGGUGCAGCUGCUGCACGGCACGCUGGUGGACAGGAUGCGCGCCGUGCAGGUGGCCGAGAAGUGCUUGCAGAUGGGAAUCUUCCAGGACGAGGACGUGGAUCGGAUCCAGACUGUUACUGACAAUCGUGGGAACAGAGAUGGUGCAAGGGAGUUACUGAGCAGAAUAGUCCAGAAGAAAGAUUGGUUUUCUUCUUUUUUGAUUGCUCUUCGUGAAACCCAGCAUGAAGACCUUGCAGAUGAUUUAAGUGGAAAUACAGGAGAGAGUAAACAAAAUGGGAUGGAGCAGACUACAAAUGAAGAAACAGAAGUUACAAGCCAACCAGGAAACGUCAUAGAGGAGAAUUUGAAACAGGAAGAAAAUGUGGAUGAUAGUUUCUGCAGUGAGAGCAGUCUGUUGGAAACAUCCAUAGAAAAGAAUUCUGUGGUGUCAGAGUCAGAUGUCUCCACAGGAGAUGGAAGUGUCAGUAACUCGAAUGAAAAUCUGGAACAGAGCUGUACAACCAGUGAUUCAGAUGAAGAUGAAGUGGAGAGGAGAGCCUCACCUGAGCCAGAUCUGACCCUGAGAGAUUACCAGAUGGAAGUGGCAAAGCCAGCACUGAAUGGGGAGAAUAUUAUAAUAUGUCUCCCUACAGGCAGUGGUAAAACCAGAGUGGCAGUUUACAUUACCAAAGAUCACUUGGAUAAGAAGAAAAGAGCAUCAGAGCCUGGAAAAGUCAUAGUACUUGUUAAUAAGGUUCCGCUGGUAGAACAGCAUUUAAAAACAGAGUUUAGUCUAUUCCUGAAACGUUGGUAUCAGGUUAUUGGUUUAAGUGGUGAUUCUCAGCUGAAAAUCUCAUUUCCUGAAGUUGUCAGAAGAAAUGAUGUCAUCAUCAGUACAGCACAGAUCCUUGAGAACUCACUUUUAAAUGCAUCCAAGGAAGAUGAAGAAAGUGUCCACUUAUCAGAUUUUUCCCUCAUCAUCAUCGAUGAGUGUCAUCACACUCAAAAGGAAGGUGUCUACAAUAAUAUAAUGAGACGUUACUUAAAAGAAAAGAUGAAGAACAGGAAGCUGGCAAAGGAAAACAAACCACUGAUCGCACAGCCUCAGAUUCUGGGACUUACAGCCUCACCUGGUGUAGGAGGUGCAACAUCCUACUCAAAAGCUGAAGAGCAUAUUCUGAAAAUCUGUGCCAAUCUUGAUGCAUGUAGAAUUAUGACUGUUGAAGAGCAUGCCUCCCAGCUAAAGAAUCAGGUGAAGGAACCAUCUAAGAAGACUGUGAUUGCAGAUGACAAAAAAAGGGAUCCAUUUAAAGAGAAAAUUACUGAGAUCAUGACAGAAAUACAAAACUAUUGCCAGCUGCAUCCAAAGCCUGAGUUUGGAACUCAGACAUAUGAACAGUGGGUGAUCAGAGAAGAGAAAAGAGCUGCAAAAGAAGAAAAACGCAGGGAACGUGUCUGUGCAGAGCACUUGAAGAAAUACAAUGAUGCUCUCCAGAUAAAUGACACCAUCCGAAUGGUGGAUGCCUACAAUCUCCUAAAUAACUUUUAUAAAGAGGAGAAAAGUAAGAAGACAGUAAGGAGUGAUGAUGAUGAUGAUGAUGAUAAACCAGCAGUAUCAAAACAGGAUGAAACAGAUGAAUUUCUAAUAGGCUUAUUUCAUGCAAAAAAGAAACAGCUGAAAGAGUUGACUAAACAACCAGAAAAUGAAAAUGAGAAGCUCAUGAAGUUGAGAAAUACUUUAAUGGAGGAGUUCACAAAGACUGAGGAACCUCGAGGAAUCAUAUUCACAAAGACUCGUCUAAGUGCCUUUGCUCUUUUCCAGUGGAUUAAGGACAACCCAAAAUUUGAAGAAGUGGGAAUUAAGGCCCAUUAUCUUAUUGGCUCUGGACAUAAGAGUGAAAUGAAGCCCAUGACUCAGAAUGAGCAAAGGGAAGUAAUUGAUAAAUUUCGAUGUGGAAAUGUAAAUUUACUAAUUGCUACUACUGUAGCUGAGGAAGGCCUGGACAUCAAGGAGUGUAACAUUGUUAUUCGCUAUGGCCUCGUCACCAAUGAAAUUGCCAUGGUGCAGGCUCGUGGUAGAGCUCGGGCUGAUGAAAGCACCUAUGCUCUUGUUGCUUCAAGUGGCUCAGGGGCUGUUGAACGUGAAAGUGUUAAUAUUUUUCGUGAGAAAAUGAUGUAUAAGGCUAUUCAGCGUGUCCAGAAGAUGCCACAGGAAGAGUAUUUAAAUAAGAUUCAGAGUUUCCAGUUGCAAAGUGUAGUGGAAAAACAAAUGAAGGUGAUGAGAGAUCAGCGCAAGACAUACAAGAAAAAUCCUUCACUAAUAAAAUUCUUAUGCAAAAAUUGCUCCAAGUCGAUAUGUUCUGGAGAAGACAUACAAGUUAUUGAAGACAUGCAUCAUGUUAGUGUGAAAAAAGAUUUCCAAAAUCUUUAUCAUAUAAGAGAAAACAAAACACUGCAAGAUAAGCAUGCUGAUUACCAGACAAAUGGGGAAAUUAUAUGCAAAGACUGUGGACAAGCUUGGGGAAAUAUGAUGGUUCACCGAGGUCUUGACCUGCCUUGUCUAAAGAUUAGAAAUUUUGUGGUUGUGUUUGCAGACAAGAAAACAACAAAUGGUAUUUUUAAGAAAUGGGGAGACCUGCCCAUUAGGUUUCCUAGUUUUGAUUAUGCAGCUCAUUGUCCUUCAAGUGAUGAAGAUUAA